AUGCCAGUAACCACAUAUGACCCCAGAAAACACGUUGGGGUUCAUGCAGAACGUGUUUCCCAUGUUUCCAGCACUAACUUUCCUGGACACUACCCAAAUGAGGACCACUCAUGGGACCUCGAGAGAUUCAGGAAGGGACUAACCGUCAAAAUAGAAAGAUUAUCGAACCGCACCAUUGAAUUUGACCUUGUAGGCGUGGAUGCAUCCAUCGCAAAUGCUUUCAGGAGAAUACUGAUCGCCGAGGUUCCGACGAUCUGUGUCGAAAGAGUUUACGUUUGGGAUAACACGUCGGUUGUGGUCGAUGAAGUGCUUGCGCAGCGGAUAGGCCUCGUACCUCUGAACAUCGAUCCGGCUCUCAUGGAUAUGAAACAAAGUGCAAAUGAUCAGGCUACUGACCGCAAUACACUCGUGUUUCGAUUACAAGUUGCCUGCGAGCGUCGGAAGAACGCGCCAAAAGAUACCACAGACCAAAGCAAGCUGUAUAUCAACCAUGAAGUCCUGUCCUCACAUUUGAAAUGGAUUCCACAAGGAGAGCAAGAGAUCGUUAUGGCAGACAAUCCCCCCGCACCUACGAAUUUAAACAUCGUGUUGACGAAACUACGACCUGGGCAAGAAAUUGACAUGGAGCUACAUGCUGUCAAGGGAGUAGGGAAAGAUCACGCAAAAUUCUGUCCAGUUGCGACGGCGUCAUAUCGUCUACUACCAUUGGUGAUUUUGAACCCAGAAAAGCCUGUACCUCCAGAGCUUGUAGAAAAAUUUCAAAAAUGCUUCUCGUCGGGUGUCAUUCGAAUAGAUCCUCGAACGAAAGCUGUCAGCGUGGACAGUAAGAAAACACGAAACGAGACGAUGAGCCGAGAAGUAUACAGACAUCCAGAGUUUGAAGGAUGCGUUCAACUUGCUCGAGUUCGAGAUCAUUUCUUAUUUAACAUAGAGUCUGAAGGAUUUUAUCCUCCACAACGUCUACUCCCAGAAGCAAUUGCUGUCAUGCGAGCCAAGAUUGCUACUAUCAAGCGUGCUACGGAGACGCUACUAAAUAAUGGUGAUGGCCUAGGUGACGUUGAGAUGGCAGGUGCUUAG
Molecule: messenger RNA, 1077 nt
Organism: Suillus plorans
Lineage: Eukaryota; Fungi; Basidiomycota; Agaricomycetes; Boletales; Suillaceae
Product: DNA-directed RNA polymerase
Exons: 6
Coding region: 1-1077 (358 amino acids)
Biological process (GO): DNA-templated transcription
Cellular component (GO): RNA polymerase III complex; RNA polymerase I complex
Molecular function (GO): protein dimerization activity
Source: RefSeq, a predicted model, not a curated record